Blastomyces dermatitidis ER-3 is the source of this 592-nucleotide messenger RNA. RefSeq lists its product as uncharacterized. The record is from RefSeq and is a predicted model, not a curated record. Gene Ontology annotation, molecular function: protein kinase activity; ATP binding. Gene Ontology annotation, biological process: protein phosphorylation. Bases 119 to 463 code for a protein of 114 amino acids. NCBI's taxonomy places the organism in Eukaryota, Fungi, Ascomycota, Eurotiomycetes, Onygenales, Ajellomycetaceae. The transcript is spliced from 2 exons.
UUUAAUCAUACUCACCAUAAUUAUUCCAGACUGAGAAAGGAAUGAGGAAAUUUUCUAUCAGAAUAUGUGAAAAUAUUACAACAAGUGAAUAAAGAGGCCUUCACUGACCAGUACUCUGAUGAUCCCGCAGUGCACUAGCAAGCCAACUUAUUUAGACCUGGGCAAGAUUUCGACAUUUGAGGUUCUCAGUAGUGGGACAAGUGGGACUGUCUUCAAAGUAAUGGAUUGUUAUGGAAAAUUCUACGCGAUGAAGAUGCUGAAGUCAUUCAAAGACCCAGUUGAUAAUGAAACGGCCAAGGCGAGAUUUGACAAGGAGUCUAAGGCACUUCAAAAUUUAGAUCAUGACAACAUCAUGUCUGUCAUGGAGAGUAUGGAGAUACCUGGGCACAAAGGCAAUUUCCUAGUGAUGGAAUAUAUGUUCAUGGGAACCCUCGAACAACUUGAAGAUCUGAAUCCUCUCUGAUUUCAGGCUCGCGACGCGGGAUCAUUUGCAGACCUUUUGCAGUUCUGAUUUGUACGCUGCCCAUGAAAUUUAUCAUCAUCAACCAUAUACAGCUAAAGUGGACAUCUGGGCAAUUGGUUUAGUCAUUCU